This is a messenger RNA of Prosopis cineraria, 1067 nucleotides long. Its product is annotated as putative expansin-A17. Gene Ontology annotation, cellular component: extracellular region. NCBI's taxonomy places the organism in Eukaryota, Viridiplantae, Streptophyta, Magnoliopsida, Fabales, Fabaceae. The transcript is spliced from 3 exons. The record is from RefSeq and is a predicted model, not a curated record. The coding region runs from base 64 to 834 and encodes 256 amino acids. Gene Ontology annotation, biological process: plant-type cell wall organization.
AUCCUCAGCCACAACUCGAUCAGCUUCUUCUUGGUCAAACCUAGAUAUUGAGAGAGAGAGAGGAUGGAAAAGCUAGUGUUGUUGAGUGUUGUAAUAUCGUUGGUGGGGAUAUCCACCACGCAAGUAAGAACAGCGUGCGGAGCCGGCUGGCUGGGAGCACAUGCAACAUUCUACGGUGGAAGCGAUGCGUCGGGCACAAUGGGAGGUGCAUGUGGUUAUGGGAAUCUAUACACGGAUGGUUAUGGGACCAAAACGGCAGCAUUGAGCACCGUUCUGUUCAACGACGGGAAGGCAUGCGGUGGAUGCUAUCAGAUAGUGUGCGACGCAACACAAGCGCCACAGUGGUGCCUCAGAGGGACUCACAUCACAAUCACAGCCACAAAUUUCUGCCCUCCGAACUAUGCUCUUCCCAACGACAAUGGUGGUUGGUGCAAUCCUCCCAGACCUCAUUUCGACAUGUCCCAGCCUGCUUUUGAGACCAUAGCCAAGUACAGAGCCGGGAUUGUUCCCAUUUUCUACAGACGGGUUGGGUGCAAGAGAAGCGGAGGCAUCAGGUUUACCAUAAAUGGGAGAGACUAUUUCGAGCUUGUGCUAAUAAGCAACAUGGGAGGUGCUGGAGAAAUCUCACGAGUUUGGAUCAAAGGGUCCAGGAUGACUAACUGGGAAACCAUGUCCAGGAAUUGGGGUGCUAACUGGCAGAGCCUAAGCUAUCUCAACGGUCAGAGCUUGUCUUUCAGAGUCCAACUCAGCAACGGCAGGUAUCGUACGGCUUAUAACGUGGCACCCUCCAACUGGAGAUUUGGCCAGUCCUUCGUCAGCAACGUCCAGUUCUGAAGGGGAGAAUUUAAAUUAUUACUAUUGGAUCUUGUUCUUCCCCUUCACCUCCGCACGUCUCCCUUGUUUCUCGUCAGUUCUUGCUUUGUCCGUAAAAACAAUGUACGCUUCCAAUUCCCAGUGGUUGUGGCACAGCAACACUAGCACUUUGCAGCGAUGCCCACCACCUUGGAUAUAUAUCAAUAUAUUUGCCAUGCAAGUCUAACGAGUGUGAUGGAUUUACGGCUUGUAAA